GCGGGUACCUGGGUACCUACCACUGAGUUGGAAAUGGUGGUCACGUUCCAAAAGCCGGGGAGUGGGGGCGAACUAGACUGGCUGUCACCCCUUGGCUGCACCCAUUGAAGCUCCACAGCGAAUGGCGACGCGAGCCGCAGGAAAAAAAAAAAAAGAAAAAAGAAGGCGAAUUGUCAGCAGCAGAACCCGACCAGAAACCGAGCUAGACUUUGGUGGGAAACUGGGGGGCGAUCUUCUUGUCUGACAAUAAAAGGCUGCUAGCGCCCGGCUAGGCUCUCUGCUAUGACCGUCUGCCUCUCCUCCUCCUUCCCCUCCUCUCUCCCUCCCCCUCCCCCACGGGCAUCACCCAGGGCUCCUGUCCAUUCGGCAGACGAGGCUUGAUCCCUGUCCAGCAGCCGCCACAGCCGAGGCCAAGCCCGCUAGCGCCCGCCUCCAUCACCAGCACCAAUGGCGCUCGACUCCUCGCCCAAGAACCCGCCGCCGGCCAACGGCUGGGACACGGACAAGGUCCGCCACGGCGAGGCCGGCGAGUCGACACCGCCGGCCCCGCACCGGGACGCCGACGAGGACCUGCUCGACGCGCAGUGCCCGGCGCACACGACGGAGCGGAAGCUGAUCACGCGCAUCGACCUGCACGUCAUCCCCUUCCUCUGCAUCAUGUACCUGCUGGCCUUCCUCGACCGCGUCAACAUCGCAAACGCAAACGUCUUUGGGCUCUCGGAGGAGCUGCACCUAGACGGGACCCGGUACAACAACGCCCUCGUCGUCUUCUUCGUGCCCUACGUCCUGCUCGAGAUCCCGAGCAACAUCCUGCUCAAGAAGUUCCGUCCGCACAUCUGGCUCACCCUCAACAUGGCCGGCUUCGGCCUCGUCACGCUGAUCCAGGGCUUCGUGACGAGCUACGGCGGCCUCGUUGCCACGCGCUUCUUCCUCGGCGUUUUCGAAACGGGCAUGUUUCCAGGUGCCUUCUAUCUGAUCGGCAUGUGGUACCGCCGCCACGAGGCCCAAAAACGCUACUCCUUCUUCUUCAACUCCACCACUCUCGCCGGCGCCUUCGGCGGCCUGCUGGCCGCCGCCAUCGGCAAGAUGGACGGCCUCAGGGGCUAUCACGGCUGGCGAUGGAUCUUUAUUAUCGAAGGUGCCCUCACCAUCUUCGUUUCCAUCUUUUUCUUCUUCCUGCUCCCGGACUUCCCCGAGGAGAGCAAGUGGCUCACCCCGGAGGAGAGGGCUUUUGUAACGGCCCGCCUCCGCAUCGACCAGGGCCGCUCCGCCGUCGAACGGAGCAUCACGCUACGCGACGUGGGCAACGUCUUUCGCGACUACAAGGUCGUCCUCGGAGGCUUCAUGUACUUUGGCCUGAUCGUCCCGGCUUAUGGCUAUGCCUACUUCGCGCCGGGCAUUUUGCAGACUUUCGGCUACGACCCGAUCCAGACGCAGCUGCACAGCGUCCCACCCUGGGCCGCCUCGUUCGGCUUCUCCAUGUUGUGCGCGUACCUGUCGGACCGCACCCGCCACCGCUUCGCCUUUGCCGUCUUGGCCAUCCUCAUCUGCAUCUCGGGUUUCGCCAUCCUGAUCGCCGUGCACGACAACACAAACGUGCAGUACGCCGGCCUCUUCCUCGUCGCCAUGGGCGCCUAUACGGCCAUGCCCAUCAUCGUCUGUUGGUUCAACAUGAACCUGGGCGGCCACCACCGCCGCGCCGUCGGGAGCGCCUGGCAGGUCGGCUUCGGCAACAUCGGCGGCAUCAUCGCCGUCUACGCAUUCCUCAAGCGGGACGCGCCCUUCUUCAUCCCGGGCUACUCCAUCUCCAUCUCCUUCACCGUCCUCAGCAUCCUGGCCUGUGUGGCGUACGGCGUCGCCUGCUGGGCGGCCAACAGGAGGCGCGACGGGGAGGCGGCGGCGCACGGCUCGCGCCUGACGGAGGAGGAGAAGACGGAGCUGGGGGACAUGUCGCCCGACUACAGGUAUCUGCUGUAAAGGUAGUGGAUGCCGGGAAUGUCGUCGCGUGCCCUGUAGCAAGUAGAACGGGUACUGAGCCCAAUCAAAAUCUUCAAUAUCCGCCCCUCGCAUUUUUCAGCCACCCCGCGAUGAGGCGAUGCCAAGAGUGGACCAUAGAAUACCUCAACUGGCUGGCUGAAAACGAGUGCAUCCAGCCCAGCGCUGCCGAGACCCGCCAAGAAAACUGAUUUGCUAAUGCGGCGAGGACGAAAAAGGAAGUGCGUUCAUUGGAUUUGGAAAAUGGCCUCACUCUGUAUGUAAAAGGAAAAAGGGCUGCCCGAUACUUACUAUUUGUCUGCUAUUACUCUUGUCUGCUAUUACUCUUGUCUCUACACUCACCACUGAUCCAUCUAGUCAUGUUGUUUGGAGGACGAAGGGGCUUGUCAAUCGCCUCCCUGUUGCGGCCAUAGAGAUCAGCCUCGAACUCUUACCUUAAACUCUCAGACCGGGACCAUUCCCGAUCUCGGGACGCAGACCACAACGUCCAUGUCUUGGCCACGUCUAGGAACUCUCAGAGGGGGGCCUGUAUGCGUAAUACCACUGGGCGAUAAAAUCGCUGAUCGUGGCGCGGAUCUCGUCGAUCGUCGCCGCGUCGCGCUCGUCGGCGGCGGCCACCACGUCCCGGGCCGCGACCCUCUCCUCGCGGAUGACCAUGAGGAGGAAGACGAGGCGCUGGAUGUCCUCGCCGCAGAUAUCCUUGUAGAGCAGCCACGGCUCGCAGCCCCUGGUCGAGCAGGCCCCGAGCACGGGGAGCAGGGACGUCGCCCCGACAGCGCGGAGUUUAUUGCAGACCCUCACCGAGCCCAAGUUGCCCUUGCAGAUCGCCAUGGCGCUGGCCGAGUACGCUGCGUCGUUCAUGGUGUUUGCUUGGAGAGUUUUCUGUGAGACGUUCGGGGCUGGGUCGCAAGGGCUUCCGUUGGAUACUGAUGAUCGAGCGGAAAGGUUCCGGGCCGGUUGGUGUGUGAGGAUGAUGCGGAAAGAGGAGGACGGUAGACAUCGCAAUGAGAAUGACGGUAUUUGUACAUAUACCGCGGGAAAGCGUAGCACGGUAGUUGUGACAGGACAAUAGGGCUCUGAACAAAGAAAGACCCCGACCUGGAUGUGCACGGUGAUACUGUUAGGACAAUCGGGCUUUUUGAACAAAGGGAGUGAAUGUGUGUAGUGAACAAAGAGCAAGGAACAUAAGACAAAGAAAGUGGG
Messenger RNA from Gaeumannomyces tritici R3-111a-1, 3198 nucleotides. RefSeq names its product high-affinity nicotinic acid transporter. Gene Ontology annotation, molecular function: transmembrane transporter activity. Gene Ontology annotation, biological process: transmembrane transport. The transcript is spliced from 2 exons. The coding region runs from base 448 to 1977 and encodes 509 amino acids. The record is from RefSeq and is a predicted model, not a curated record. Lineage: Eukaryota; Fungi; Ascomycota; Sordariomycetes; Magnaporthales; Magnaporthaceae. Gene Ontology annotation, cellular component: plasma membrane.